UUUCACCUUGGUCUCCGUCUCGAAAGUUCAAUGAAGGCAGACGCCUCCCUCCGGCCAGGAACAUGAAGGGCUUAUCGGGCAGCCGUUCCCAGCACCAGAUCCCUUUACCCCAUGGCUUGGACUACGACCCCCACAUCCAUGACCUCCAUGCUCACCAUGGCGCUGACUCCCGCCACCAGUCCUACCUGCUCAGCCCCACGGAGAGCUGCCCCAUGGACUUCCACCACCGCUACUCACCGCGCAGCUCCAUCCACUCUGACUGCAUGAUCAUGGGGCCGGUCAUGAUGCCUCCAGCUGCCGUGUCCGAACACAUCUCCAGCAGCACCUUCCCCAGAAUGCACUACAGCUCACAGUAUUACGACUCGGCCACACGGGACGACUGCGCUGCCAUCACAGCCUCUGCCACCUCCCCGGCUGUCGCUGCCGCUGCGGCCGCGGCAGCUGCCUCCGCCCACCACGCCGGCAACAAGAGCAACCGCCUUCCUGCUAACCUUAUGGACCAGUUUGAAAAACAAAUGCCACUGCACCGUGACGGCUUCCACACAUUACAGUACCAGCGCACCUCCACCACCACCGAGCAACGCAGCGAGAGUCCUGGCCGCAUCAGGCACCUCGUUCAUUCUGUCCAGAAGCUCUUCACAAAGUCUCACUCCCUGGAGGGCUCGUCCAAGAUGAACGGCACAAAAGGGGACCAUGGAGGAGGUGGAGGAGGAGCGGGAGGUUACCACCAUCACGGCCACCACUCCACCAAACACGGUAGCAAGAGGAGCAAGAGCAAAGAACGCAAGCACCGCUCCGGCGGCUGGUGGAGCUCCGACGACAAUCUGGAUAGUGACAGCACCUACCGCACGCCCAGUGUCAUGUCGCGGCACCACGGAGAACACGUCAGCCACUGUUACCCGGAUUCCAUGCACAGCCACCACUUUGGAGACCUGUCUCUAAAGACCUCUAAGAGUAACAAUGAUGUCAAGUGCUCGGCCUGUGAGAGCAUGGCCAUGGCGCCUGAGGGCAAAUUCAUGAAGAGGAGCUCCUGGUCGACACUGACAGUCAGCCAGGCGAAGGAGGCCUACAGGAAGUCAUCGCUCAAUCUAGAGAAACCCAUAAUGCAUAUGGACCUCAAGCCUUCACGGACAUGUCACUACCUGCAGGUGCCCCAGGACGAGUGGAGUGGAUACCCCGGCGACAAAGACGAGGAGAUCCCGUGUCGGCGGAUGCGCAGCAGCAGCUACGUCAAAGCUAUGGGAGAGGUGGAGGAUGAAAGUGGCGACUCUGACACCAGCCCGAAGACCUCCCCCCAGAAGGCCGUGCGGCCUGACGCUCUAGUCCUCAAAUCAGCCAUGCAGAGAGCCCACUUCGACUCCCACAGCCAGGGCUACCACUUGCAAACCACAAGAGAAAUGCGGCCCCACCCCAGUGUCACGCUGGACCCCGCCUCCUUCCAUCCGCCGCCCUUCCGAUCUCGCAACCAGAGCUACAUGCGCGCAGUCAGCACCCUCAGUCAGGCUAGCUGCGUCAGCCAGGUGAGUGAGACUGAGGUCAAUGGCCAGUUUGAGUCAGUUUGCGAGUCCGUUUUUAGUGAAGUAGAAUCCCAGGCCAUGGAGGCCUUGGACCUGCCUGGUUCGUUCCGCACUCGAAGCCACAGUUACCUCCGUGCAAUUCAGGCUGGUUAUUCCCAAGAUGACGACUGCUUGCCUUCAAUGACAUCCUCCACUGUCACUUCAACUCUCAGAUCCACAACAGAGGGAUAUGAUAUUGUGGAUGGGACCUCUUUACUAAAUGAAGACAUGAUAGACGAUGAUGACGGUGCUAGCUCCUCUGCCUAUGCGGAGCUGGAGAGGCUGGAGAGAGAGACUAUGGCCUGUCGCAGCCAGCACAGUACUAGCUCCACCAUAACAGCCAUCUCCGUCCCACCGGCGUCCCCGCCUUCGUACAGGAUCCCCUCCGCCUCGCCGGUAUCCGCCUCCGAGGCCCCGGUCCCUCAGGCCCUUCAGGCCUUUAAGGAGUCGGCGAACAUGGUCGCUGCCUUCAACCUGCAGUGGAAGGAUGAAAUCUCGGCAAUGCGCUAUGAGCUGGCAGAGCUGCGCAGGGACGUCUGUGGGGAACUGAAAACGUUCAACAGCAACUUCUUCAACUUUACUCAGUGCUACAAUAUGUGGACUCUGUGCCGGGAGCCGUGCAGCGACAGCACCACGCAAACAGACGACAGGGUGUCCAUAGGAAUCCAAGCAGGCUCCAGUUGGUCCAUCCGGCAGAAUAAAGAGGACAAGUCGGUGAUGUGCCAGCCAGAGCCGGCGCCGUUCAGCAUAAUGGAUUUCAUGGACCCGCCACGGAUUGAGAUCAUAGAGGGAACCCCUGAAAGCACGCCAGACGGGUCGGGCAGCCCUGCCAGCCCCAUUCCAAUAGAGGACUUCCCCUGGGAGAUCAUAAAAAAAAAGCCCCAUAAGCAGCAGGACUCAGGUGCCCACACGGGUGGCCACAGAAGCGCCAGUCUAGAACUAUGGAGCAGAAAGUACACCAGUGGGCCCAUGUCAUAUCUGUCUAUGUCAUUCUAACCAUUCCCAUACGCAUUCUGUGAAACGAGACGAGGAAGCCAGGGUAAAAACCACGAGAGGCAGGGAAGUGCUGUUGUUAGAUGUCCCUUUACUCUAUGCAGACACAGAGUCUGCAUCUCUUGAACAGGUCACAAUGUUGUUCAAGCAAUCUUUAAAAAAACAAGUGUCUUGCUCAGCCAUGGAAUAAAUGAGAAUGAUUAUGACUCACACCGAUUUGAGGUGACAUGAGAAUGUGAGCGAGAGUGUGGCUGAUGUUCAGAUCCUCAAGUGCCAACGAGUGCAGCAUUAUCUUCUCUACCCGACCUUCAGAGAAACGUCAGUUACAGUAGACACACGAUUGGAGAUCUGAGGGUCACUGACUGACCUAGAAUCAGCCACUUGGUCAGCAGAGGAAUAAGUGGGCCUGUUUCUGCACAUGAAUUUGAAAAGCUCAAGCUCAUGUUCAUUCCAGUUUCUCCUAUAGUGUAGAAACGUUCUUUUAAGCACCUCCUGAGAAUACUGAAUAAAAACUGUGAAUAACUUUAUAAAACCCUAGUUUUUUUAAAACAAGUGCUUUAAAGAUGAACACAUUUAUUUAUGAAUAUAUUGAUCUAUAUAAUUUCCUUUUUGGUUGUUCUAAUCAAAGCAUUCCUCUGCCAUGGCCUUCAUCCAUUUUGCAGCCAGUUCCAGUGGA
Molecule: messenger RNA, 3225 nt
Organism: Platichthys flesus (European flounder)
Lineage: Eukaryota; Metazoa; Chordata; Actinopteri; Pleuronectiformes; Pleuronectidae
Gene: dlgap2b
Product: discs, large (Drosophila) homolog-associated protein 2b
Exons: 5
Coding region: 63-2552 (829 amino acids)
Biological process (GO): signaling
Cellular component (GO): glutamatergic synapse; postsynaptic specialization
Molecular function (GO): molecular adaptor activity
Source: RefSeq, a predicted model, not a curated record